AUGGACGGCUGGAAGGUCUGGCUAGCUUUUGCGGUUAUCCCCAACCAAAUUGCAGGAAGAAUAUUGCUGGUGACUGAAAUGGAUGCCGCCUCGUCUAAAGAAAUGUUGACAUCGGCUUUCACUUACACUUCACAAAACCGAUUGAGUCGAGCUGUCACCAUCGAGAUCUCGAGAGAUUCUGAAACAGAAGGGUACAAAGAGGUAUGUCAGGAGUUUUCCAAAGGAGCAUCUCUGGCAGUGGACCUCACGUGGACAGGAUGGCCCAGACUCCAGGACCUCUGUCUUACCUCUGGAGUGCCUUACGUUCUUUUGGAGAGUCCCCUCAGAGUAUUUGUGCGAGCGCUUGAUGGAAUACUCCGAGGCAUCAGGAACGCAUCCGACGCAAUCAUCAUCUUAAGCGAUAGAAAAUUUCUAGAAGAGCUACUGUACUACAUUGUGGGGUUAACCCACAUAAGGGUAUACGUGUUGCCAGGUCUGAGCCCUGACGCUAUUCAUGCAAUCAAGGACAUGAGACCUACGCCGUCCUUUUUUGUGGUCCUUGCACCGGCAAGUGAUAUGAAUGUAAUCGUUAGCACGGCGGUUGAACACCAAUUAAUGAAGAACGAGAGGUGGCACCUUGUCUUCACAGAUUACAACUUCGCCAGUUUCAACAAGAGCUUUAUAGAUGUCACCUCCACUUACGUCACCAUGAACCCCGACCUGUGUUGCAAGUUCCUACGGUUACCUCCGACUUGUCAAUGUCCACGCGAUUUCGACGCUUUUGAGAGAAUGAAGAAUAUCACAGUAAGUCAAGCCGAGCAACUACUGACGUCUAUACUACAAGAUGCACGUUACCCUGAUACUCCCUUGGUGUAUAUGUGUGAUUCGUCAGCCACAGCCAGUAAUGAUACCAGGAGCAGUUUCUACCAACUCCUAAAUCAAACUCUAUCUACGCAUCCCACCCUUGCCGCGUUGAGUUCCCCAGAGACCAGUAUAGUUCCAAGGAUAACCUUCGAUGUGAACACAACGCUUCAAGGGGACAGAAUUGGCUCUUGGUCUGUGGAGGACGGUUUGACCCUAAAUAUAAGCUACCUGAUAGUUCCCGUCAAAAGGUUCUUCAUGGUGGGAGUUAUACAGGCAAUCCCUUGGUCAUAUCGUCUCACAGGACCGACCCAGGACGGUACCGGAAGUGACGAAUGGGGCGGCUACUGCCUUGACUUCCUGAACCGUCUGGCAUACGAGUUGAACUUUGACUACCAGCUUGUACCCAGUGAAGUUUUCGGUUCUCCGAGAGCGGACCGCGCCUGGGACGGACUUGUAGGGGACUUAGUCGCUGGACGGACGGACCUGGUUGUGGCACCACUGACAAUGACAGCUGAGAGAGAGGAAGUACUCGACUUUGUAGCCCCUUACUUUGAACAGACUGGGAUAUCCAUUGUUAUUCGAAAGCCAGAGCGGCGGACUUCCCCUUUCAAAUUUAUGACGGUUCUACGCCUGGAGGUCUGGCUCAGUAUUGUGGGUGCCUUAGCAGUUACUGGUGUCAUGAUAUGGUUUCUAGACAAAUAUUCACCCUACAGUGCCAGAAACAAUAAAAAUAUGCAUCCGUAUCCAUGUAGGGAGUUCACACUAAAGGAGAGUUUCUGGUUCGCGAUGACGUCAUUCACUCCGCAGGGCGGAGGCGAGACCCCCAAAGCCCUCAGUGGUCGCACCCUGGUCGCCGCUUACUGGUUGUUUGUAGUCCUGAUGUUGGCAACCUUCACCGCCAACCUGGCCGCCUUUCUCACGGUCGAAAGGAUGCAAAACCCUGUUCAGUCACUGGAGCAGUUGUCAAGACAGUCGAGGAUUAACUACACAGUGGUAGCUAAUUCUGUCACUCACCACUACUUCAAGAAUAUGAAGCAUGCGGAAGAUACCCUUUACAGAGUUUGGAAGGAGAUAGUACUUAACGCCUCCAGCGACCAGAUCCAAUACCGUGUGUGGGACUACCCGAUCAAGGAACAAUAUGGACAUAUCCUGAAAGCCAUAGAGAAGACAGGACCAGUGACUGAUGCCGCUACGGGGUUUGCUAUGGUGAAUGAACACGAAUCCGGUUGGUUCGCGUUGAUCCAUGAUGCUGCCGAGAUAAGGUACGAAGUCUACCGGAACUGUAACCUGACGGAAGUAGGGGAGAUAUUCGCCGAGCAGCCGUACGCUGUGGCAGUUCAACAAGGCAGCCAACUCAACGAAGAAAUUAGCAGAAAAAUUUUGGAUCUGCAAAAGGAACGAUAUUUUGAAACUUUAGGCGCCAAGUAUUGGAACUCUUCUGGGAAAAGGGAUUGCUUCAAUUCUGACGGCAGUGAUGGGAUUACUUUGGAAAGUUUAGGAGGAGUUUUUAUUGCGACCCUCUUCGGUCUCGCCCUUGCGCUUAUCACUUUGGCCGUGGAGAUAUUUCUUCACAAGAGGUCGUGCAAGAUUGAAGAUGCACCGGGCAUGGUAAUUUAUCACGAGUACCUCAGCAAGAAAGAGUUUGGUACUGAGCAUUUGAGUGUGAAAAAGUCGGAGUUGAUCCAUCCUAAACCUCGAGUUAUAACUGUUUUCCCACGGAAUCAAUUUUAUUGAAGAACUAUACCACAUAAAACCAUAAAUCCCAUUGCCUAUCACCAUUCAACAACUGUGGAGGAGUGGUUUACAAUGUUUGAAACUACAGAUUAGUUUAUUACUGAGUUUUCAAUAGGAUUGAUUGUCAAUGGCACACUUUAUGUUAUACCUUAAUAUAAUCAACUUAUAAUUAUGUUUUAGUAAAUGUAUCAAACUUAUGGUUUAGCAAAAUAUUAGAGUGAGAAA
Homalodisca vitripennis (glassy-winged sharpshooter) is the source of this 2802-nucleotide messenger RNA. RefSeq names its product glutamate receptor ionotropic, kainate 2 (gene Ir8a). Lineage: Eukaryota; Metazoa; Arthropoda; Insecta; Hemiptera; Cicadellidae. Gene Ontology annotation, biological process: synaptic transmission, glutamatergic; monoatomic ion transport; modulation of chemical synaptic transmission. Gene Ontology annotation, cellular component: postsynaptic membrane; plasma membrane. Gene Ontology annotation, molecular function: transmitter-gated monoatomic ion channel activity involved in regulation of postsynaptic membrane potential; glutamate-gated receptor activity. The record is from RefSeq and is a predicted model, not a curated record.